Molecule: messenger RNA, 8321 nt
Organism: Carlito syrichta (Philippine tarsier)
Lineage: Eukaryota; Metazoa; Chordata; Mammalia; Primates; Tarsiidae
Gene: RAPGEF6
Product: Rap guanine nucleotide exchange factor 6
Exons: 29
Coding region: 207-5048 (1613 amino acids)
Biological process (GO): positive regulation of ERK1 and ERK2 cascade; small GTPase-mediated signal transduction
Molecular function (GO): guanyl-nucleotide exchange factor activity; protein binding
Source: RefSeq, a predicted model, not a curated record
CCCGCACAGGUUUCUCUUUGGCCAGUCGCGCGUGGGCUGAGGUCUUCGGCGGGCGUUGCGAAGCGUUGAUUACUUGAGCUCCGACCCUGCGACGGUCAGGGGUCCCCUCCUUGGGAGGUGGAGGGGGGGGCUCACCCCCUACUUAGGGUGAAUGAACUGUCCCGUGAGCUGCUAAGGACAGGCUGGGGAGCACAGGGACCGCGGCCAUGAAUUCACCCGUGGACCCCAGCGCUAGGCAGGCGUUGAAGAAGAAGCCGCCCGAGCGGACCCCUGAGGACUUAAAUACAAUUUAUUCUUAUCUACAUGGAAUGGAAAUAUUAUCAAAUCUCAGGGAGCAUCAGCUUAGAUUGAUGUCUGCAAGAGCACGCUAUGAGAGAUACAGUGGCAAUCAGAUUCUUUUUUGUUCAGAAACUAUUGCCAGAUGUUGGUAUAUCCUGCUUUCUGGAUCUGUGCUUGUGAAAGACUCCAUGGUUUUACCUCCUUGCAGUUUUGGUAAGCAGUUUGGAGGAAAAAGAGGAUGUGAUUGUCUUGUAUUAGAGCCUUCAGAAAUGAUUGUGGUAGAGAAUUCCAAAGAUAAUGAAGAUAGUAUUAUACAAAGAGAAAUUCCUGCCAGACAGUCUCGAAGAAGAUUUCGGAAAAUUAACUAUAAAGGAGAGCGCCAAACCAUUACUGAUGAUGUGGACAUUAACAACUAUCUUUCUCUUCCAGCUGAUCUUACCAAGAUGCACCUUACAGACAACCCUCAUCCACAGGUGACUCAUGUAUCUUCUAGUCAGUCUGGUUGUAGCAUUGCCAGUGACUCUGGGAGCAGCAGUUUAUCUGAUAUCUAUCAGGCUACAGAGAGUGAGGUAGGAGAUGUAGAUUUAACACGUCUUCCAGAAGGACCUGUUGAUUCUGAGGAUGAUGAAGAGGAAGAUGAAGAGAUUGAUAGAACAGAUCCAUUGCAGGGACGAGAUCUUGUUCGAGAAUGUCUUGAAAAAGAGCCUGCAGACAAAACUGAUGAUGACGUUGAACAAUUACUGGAGUUUAUGCAUCAGCUCCCUGCUUUCACUAACAUGACCAUGUCUGUAAGGAGAGAGCUCUGUUCUGUGAUGAUUUUUGAAGUGGUAGAGCAGGCUGGAGCUAUUAUUCUUGAAGAUGGGCAAGAGCUUGACUCAUGGUAUGUUAUUUUAAAUGGCACUGUAGAAAUCAGUCAUCCAGAUGGAAAAAUUGAAAAUUUGUUUAUGGGAAAUAGUUUUGGAAUUACUCCCACUCUGGAUAAGCAGUACAUGCAUGGAAUUGUCAGGACUAAAGUAGAUGAUUGUCAGUUUGUCUGUAUAGCCCAGCAGGAUUAUUGGAGAAUUUUAAAUCAUGUGGAAAAAAAUACUCAUAAAGUUGAGGAAGAGGGAGAAAUUGUUAUGGUGCAUGAGCAUCGUGAACUAGACCGGAGUGGAACCAGAAAAGGACACAUUGUAAUCAAGGCAACACCUGAGCGUCUCAUCAUGCAUUUAGUAGAGGAGCAUUCCAUUGUGGAUCCAACUUACAUAGAAGAUUUUCUACUAACUUAUAGGACAUUUCUUGAAAGUCCUUUGGAUGUUGGGAUCAAACUGUUGGAGUGGUUUAAGAUUGACAGCUUGAGAGAUAAGGUGACACGGAUUGUGUUAUUAUGGGUAAAUAACCAUUUUAAUGAUUUUGAAGGCGAUCCUGCUAUGACUCAAUUUCUAGAGGAAUUUGAAAAAAACCUGGAAGAUACAAAAAUGAAUGGUCACCUCCGAUUAUUGAAUAUUGCCUGUGCUGCAAAGGCUAAGUGGAGACAGGUUGUGCUGCAAAAGGCUUCCCGUGAGUCUCCUCUGCAUUUCAGCCUCAGUGGAGGAAGUGAUAAGGGAUUUGGUAUUUUUGUUGAAGGAGUAGAACCUGGUAGCAAAGCUGCUGAUUCAGGACUGAAACGUGGUGAUCAGAUAAUGGAAGUAAAUGGACAAAACUUUGAGAAUAUUACAUUUGUGAAGGCCCUUGAAAUUUUGAGGAAUAAUACUCAUCUUGCACUUACUGUAAAGACCAACAUUUUUGUGUUCAAAGAGUUACUUAGUAGGACUGAACAAGAGAAAUCUGGUGUUCCUCAUAUUCCCAAAAUUGCUGAAAAAAAAAGUAAUCGCCAUUCUAUCCAGGAUGUACCAGGAGAUAUUGAACAGACAUCACAGGAGAAAGGAAAUAAGAAAGUUAAAGCAAAUACUGUCUCAGGUGGAAGAAACAAAAUCAGGAAAAUUUUGGAUAGAACACGAUUUAGUAUCUUGCCUCCAAAACUAUUUAGUGAUGGAGGCCCAAGCCAAUCACAAGAUGACAGCAUUGUGGGAACGAGGCACUGUAGGCACAGUGUGGCUAUAAUGCCUAUUCCUGGAACACUCUCAUCUAGCAGUCCCGAUCUUCUGCAGCCUACUACCAGCAUGCUAGAUUUUUCCAAUCCUUCAGAUAUUCCUGAUCAAGUUAUAAGAGUUUUCAAAGCAGAUCAACAAAGUUGCUACAUUAUCAUCAGUAAAGAUACUACAGCUAAAGAAGUAGUUUGUCAUGCUGUUCAUGAAUUUGGUUUGACUGGCGCAUCUGACACAUAUUCUCUCUGUGAAGUUUCUGUUACUCCUGAGGGUGUAAUAAAACAGAGAAGACUUCCAGAUCAAUUCUCCAAGUUAGCUGAUAGAAUUCAACUUAAUGGAAGGUAUUAUUUAAAAAAUAACAUGGAGACAGAAACCUUAUGUUCAGAUGAAGAUGCUCAAGAACUAGUUAAGGAAAGCCAACUAUCCCUGUUGCAGCUCAGUACCAUUGAGGUGGCCACCCAGCUGUCAAUGAGGGAUUUUGAUUUGUUUCGUAAUAUUGAGCCUACUGAAUACAUUGAUGACCUUUUUAAGAUAGAUUCCAAAACAGGAAAUACUCACUUAAAAGAGUUUGCAGAUGUUGUAAACCAAGAAACAUUCUGGGUUGCCUCAGAGAUUUUAACUGAACCAAAUCAGCUCAAACGAAUGAAGAUAAUUAAGCAUUUUAUUAAAAUCGCACUUCAUUGUCGAGAAUGUAAGAACUUCAAUUCCAUGUUUGCAAUAAUAAGUGGCUUGAACCUAGCACCUGUAGCACGACUCAGAGGUACGUGGGAAAAAUUACCAAGCAAAUAUGAGAAACAUCUCCAAGAUCUACAAGACCUUUUUGAUCCAUCUAGAAACAUGGCAAAGUAUAGAAAUAUUCUUAGUAGUCAAAGCAUGCAGCCUCCAAUUAUUCCACUCUUUCCCGUUGUCAAGAAAGAUAUGACAUUUCUACAUGAAGGAAAUGACUCCAAAGUAGAUGGUUUAGUAAACUUUGAGAAGCUAAGGAUGAUUUCCAAGGAAAUUCGCCAAGUUGUUCGAAUGACUUCUGCUAACAUGGACCCAGCUAUGAUGUUCCGGCAGAGGAAGAAGAGGUGGCGGAGUCUGGGGUCAUUGAGCCAAGGCAGCACAAAUUCAAACAUGCUGGAUGUUCAGGGAGGUGCUCACAAAAAAAGGGCACGCCGCAGCUCUCUGCUUAAUGCCAAGAAGUUAUAUGAGGAUGCCCAAAUGGCAAGGAAAGUAAAGCAGUAUCUUUCCAGUUUGGAUGUAGAGACAGAUGAGGAGAAGUUUCAGAUGAUGUCACUGCAGUGGGAGCCUGCAUAUGGUACCUUGACCAAGAAUUUAAGUGAGAAAAGAUCAGCCAAAUCAUCUGAAAUGUCUCCAGUACCUAUGAGGUCAGCUGGCCAAACAACUAAAGUCCACUUGCAUCAGCCCCACAGAGUAAGCCAGGUGCUUCAGGUGCCAGCUGUUAAUUUGCACCCCAUCAAGAAGAAGGGACAAGCAAAAGACCCUGCACUGAGUACAAGUUUACCUCAGAAAGUUUUAGAAACAACUGAAGAAGUAAACAACAAGAGACACAUAGACGACACCAUUUCUGUGGCAUCAUCUUUACAUUCCAGUCCUCCUGCAUCUCCUCAAGGUUCCCCUCGCAAAGGUUAUACACUCAUACCAUCAGCUAAAUCUGACAACUUAUCUGACUCCAGCCAUAGUGAGAUUUCUUCACGGUCCAGCAUUGUGAGCAAUUGUUCUGUUGACUCAAUGUCUGCAGCUCUACAGGAUGAACGGUGUUCUUCCCAAGUCCUGUCAGUCCCGGAAUCUACUGGCAUGCUGGAAAAGACUGAUUAUCCCUCAGGGAUAGGAGACCACAGUCAACAUGGCCCUGGGUGGACACUCUCAAAGCCAUCUCUAAUCAAGGGUUUAGCUGUCUCGUCUUCUAUGAGCAAUGAAGAGAUUUCUCAUGAGCAUAUCAUUAUAGAAGCAGCUGAUAGUGGUCGUGGAAGUUGGACUUCCUGUUCAAGCAGCUCCCAUGACAACUUCCAAAGCCUUCCAAAUCCAAAAAGCUGGGAUUUCUUGAAUUCUUACAGACAUACCCAUGUGGAUGACCCCAUUGCUGAAGUGGAGCCCACUGACUGUGAGCCCUAUUCCUGUCCUAAAGGCUGCUCUAGAACUUGUGGUCAGUGUAAAGGAAACCUAGAGACCAAUCAGUUGAGACAGAGUUGGGCCUCCUCCAGUUCUCUGUCUGACACAUAUGAACCAAACUAUGGGACAGUUAAACGGAGAGUAUUGGAGAACACCCCAGGUGAGGCAUCUGAGGGCACGUACCCCAAGGAUGCCACUGACCCAGUUUAUAAAACUAUCACUUCAAGUACAGAAAAGGGCUUGAUUGUGUACUGUGUCACCUCACCCAAGAAGGAUGAUAGGUAUAGGGAGCCACCUCCCACUCCUCCAGGAUAUAUGGGAAUUUCUUUAGCGGACCUAAAGGAAGGACCCCACCCGCACCUAAAACCUCCAGAUUAUAGCGUGGCAGUGCAGAGGUCAAAGAUGAUGCAUAAAAACCUCUCUAGACUACCACCAGCUUCUCUCAGUAGCAACCCUGUGACCUGUGUUCCAUCGAAGAUUCUAACUCAGCCUCAGAGGCAUAAUUUGCAGCCAUCCCAUCCUAAGCUAGCAGAUGUGACUGAUGCAGAUAGUGAAGCAGAUGAAAAUGAACAAGUUUCAGCAGUCUAACCUUGGGUGACUCAUUUGAAGAUUACUGAAAGCCAUGGAGGAGUGAUGAGAAGCACCUCAGGAUUCUGCAAGCCAUUGCCAGCAAACAGCUCACUGCUGCUACUAACCCAGAGGUCUCCUUACCUGUACUCUGAGCAAUGAUAGACCUAAUUCAUGCUUCCUUUUAUUUAAUUUCUACAGAUGAAUCAUUUCCUCAGCUGUGUGGAUGCUGUACCUGGAUAACAGUCUCCACUUUGCACACCAGAUUUGCCUUGAAACCAUAGUUACAGAAAAAGUUUAUACUCAGAGUCAUCCCCAUGUGUAUCACUAUAGCUUUUCCUUUAACAAGUUAUUUUAAAGAUAGUGGAAUUAUUAUUUCCAAGACAUAGCUUGGGCUAAAGGACAAAUUACAAAUGUCUGCCAAUAUCAAGGAUAUUCUCGUGUAUUUGAAAAGUAAUUUAUUAUUUGAAUUAUUGUGGUUUUGUUUGUAUUUGGGAGCCCUUGUUACUAAUGUUUUUGUUUGAAGUCAUAAAACUAUCUCUGGUCUGAUCAAGCAGAAGUCAUCGUUAGAGAGAUGAUAUGCUUGAUUUAUACAGAGAUAUUGCUUGAUCUGUAGCACCAGUGCAACGUGGGUCUCAGUUUGAGAGAAAUAGAAAGCCCUUUGAAGUUGAGGUGUUAGGAGCCGACCGGUCACGGUGUGGAAGGCCAGAUGAAGCUGCGACAAGGUUUCUUGUUAUCUAGGGGAGGAGGGGGUAGUUUGGGGAGGGUGGGAGCCCUAAUUUCCAAAGAAUGAAAUUUUGAUGUUAAAUGACAUAUAUACACAUUUUUUCUGAAGUGAAAGUUAUGCUGCAUCUAAUUGUAACUAAAAGUAUAGAGCCACUAAGUAGAAAAGAGGGUUCUAAAGAGUUCUAUAGAAACCCAAAAUAAGAUUUCUUACAGUUCAAGUAUGGAGUACUUUUUUAAAAGGAAGUAUAAUCAUAGGUGUUGCAAUCAUGAAGAUGAAUUUGAGUUUAUGCAGUGUUCUGCAACAAACCACCCCACAUCUCAUAGCACCAGGCUGUGUCUGAUUUGAUAAACCCUGCAACUCUCAAUUGCCUGCAGUAAAAUUUUGUGGGAGAAAGAGGAGCUAGAAUUAUAGAAAUGGUUGUCUCUUGGUUUUCAAUUUAGCCCUUGAGAGAGCAUACCUUUCUGAUCUCAUGGACAUGACACUCUUAAGUAAUUAAAAUUUCGGUGUUCACUGGAUGAGGUAUAUUUUUCACAUUUUACAAAUUAAAUAUGUUUUCUGUAUAGUAAGUUUAAUUUUUUUUAAGUGUAAAGGCAAAUGAGAUGUUAAUAAACAUCUGUGAUUACCAAAAGAAAAAAAAAGCCAAAGCCAUUAAUGUGCACUCCCAGAUCAACUUGGGGCCAAAAUGGGUUUACUUCUGAAUAACUGUCCACAUGUGUCCAUGUAAGAUUUCAUUGGUUUGUGACUUCCUUUGUAGGAGUUUGUUCUCUUUCCCUGGCUGUCUCUUCCCUCUACUUGUUCUCUUCAUUUUAAGAUCAUAAAUCAGUCUCAGUUGAUAAAUGGUAGUUCAUCUUUCACAUCAAAAUGAUAAUCUCUUCAUUUUAGGAAAAAUUGCAUGUCUGAAAAACAUUAAUCUAAAAUGUAACUCUUAGAAAUUAAACCCAGGUCUGUUAAAUGAAACUUGGUGAAGCAUAGCUCUCUUGGUUCCUUGAAAUAGAAAGUAACCUGAAAUUCUGGUUUGAAAGUCACACUGUAGUGAUUUCGCCUUUGAACAGUAGUCCUCUGAUUAUAAAUUUUUUUCUUCAUCGAAUUAUAUAAUACCAUUUUUAUGUCCACAGCAAAACAAAAUGAAAGAUAUUUUUGCUGUACCCAUCUCUUUAUCAAGUUUGAGUAUCUCACCAUUUUGUAUCCUUUAUUCCAGAAAAAUAUGCCAUUUGCACAGUGUCUUUAUUUAGCAGGUCUUUGAAACCCAAUGGAAGCCUUACCUGUCAGCCUUCUUAAUGGUAUAAAUAAUAAUUUGAACAGAGAGUUAAGGCCUAUGGUUUUGGACUUGCACCAUGUAGCUGCCUUUUUUUGUUUCUUUUAAUCUAGCUUUGACUGUGAGUACUUGGAUCAGCUGAUCACAUUGAUCAGGAAGUAAAGCCAAUUGCUUUGUAGUUUGAUAUGUAUGUAUGUAUGUAUCCCUUAAAAAAAUGAGGUUUUGAUUUUUAUAUUUUAAUUUAAGGUACAUUCCUAUCUUCUCUUAGUUUGUCAUCUUACAGAACAAGAGAAGCUUUAACCUGUAUUUGCUCCAAUUCCAAAUUCCCAUUUGUUUUGGUUUUUAUUUUAUUAAUGUAUCAUUUUAAUGAAGAGACUUGUGUUCUUUCUUCUCACCACAACUUGAAAUCUGACAAGACUGUUGAAGCAGUAAACCCACAGUGCAAACUUUUGCCAAAUAGUAAGUUUUAACAAAAUCUCUUCAUAAUGAAACAUUUGGAUAGUUAGUAAAUCCAAUGCAUGCUUUCCUACAAGUUUAUUAUCAUUAAUAGAUUCUCACUUACUCCAGAUGAUAAUUUGCAAUGUGAUCUUUAGAAAACGCCUUUGGUGAAUUUUCACAAGGGUGAUAAGUCACAUCAUCAUCUCUAUCACCUCCAUGAGAAUCUUUCCCAGACUGAAAAUGUGAGGGUAGUCACAGGGCUUUCCAAGAACAAACCUAAUUUAUUAUAUGUGUUCUUUUCUCUACAAAAAAAGGGGAGAGAAAGUUUCCUUAAAACAGUGAUUGUUAAUUCUGAUAUAAUUUUAAGUUUCAAAAAACUGCAAUGUUAAAGUAUAUGUAUUCCUUUAUCAUUACGCUAAAGGCUAGAAUAAAGGGAUACAUCUUUAGAAAAGUGUCACAGUACACUUUGAAAUUUAAACUUGAACCCAGUUCAUCUUUAGCUUUUGUUGUGCAUUUUUAAGGCUUCCUUAUUUUUGAUACACAGAAAUGCAGUUGUACUUAUCUUUUAAAAUUGAAACGUGUAAGCUUAUCAGCAAAAGACAGAAACAAAACUGCACAGUUAUAAUAAUCAAAUAGCAAUUAUACUGCACAAUUCAUUGAUUGUAAGGUAUUCUAUAACAAGCAAUGUUUGUCUCCUAUUUUUUGAUACCUCUUAAACUUAUGUCUUUUAGAAAGACAGUGCCUCUGUAUGCUUUUUGUAUUUUUACUGAAUGUAAAUAUUUGUUAUAUUUUUGGUUAAGAGAAUGUAAAAGAACCAUUUAUUAUUAUCAUAUCUACUAAUACGUUGGUGGAAUCAAUAAAGAAUCUACAUUAA